Nipponia nippon (crested ibis) is the source of this 1674-nucleotide messenger RNA. NCBI's taxonomy places the organism in Eukaryota, Metazoa, Chordata, Aves, Pelecaniformes, Threskiornithidae. The record is from RefSeq and is a predicted model, not a curated record.
AUGAGGAGAUUUGUUUACUGCAAGGUGGUUCUGGCCACUUCUCUCAUGUGGGUGCUUGUGGACGUCUUUUUACUUCUGUACUUCAGUGAAUGUAAUAAAUGUGAUGACAAGAAAGAGAGGGGGUAUCCCGCAGGACCCAUGCUGGAGCAGUUGGUAAAGCCUCACGAAGGACCUGGAGAGAUGGGAAAGGCUGUGCUCAUUCCGAAGGACGACCAGGAGAAGAUGAAAGAGCUGUUCAAAAUCAACCAGUUUAACCUUAUGGCCAGUGACCUGAUUGCCCUGAACCGAAGUUUGCCCGACGUGAGAUUAGACGGGUGCAAGACAAAAGUCUACCCCGACGAACUCCCCAACACAAGUGUAGUUAUUGUGUUUCACAACGAAGCCUGGAGUACCCUGCUUCGGACCGUGUACAGCGUUAUAAAUCGCUCGCCGCACCGCCUGCUGUCUGAAAUCAUCCUGGUGGACGACGCCAGCGAGAGAGAGUUUUUGAAGGCCUCAUUAGAGAAUUAUGUGAAAAAUCUGGAAGUCUCCAUAAAAAUCAUCCGGAUGGAGCAGAGGUCGGGACUGAUCCGCGCGCGGCUCCGAGGGGCAGCGGCCUCUAAAGGGCAGGUGAUAACCUUCCUGGACGCGCACUGCGAGUGCACCCUGGGCUGGCUGGAGCCGCUGCUGGCCAGGAUCAAGGAGGACAGGAAAACUGUCGUCUGCCCAAUCAUUGAUGUGAUCAGCGAUGACACAUUUGAAUACAUGGCUGGAUCAGAUAUGACGUAUGGAGGGUUUAACUGGAAACUUAACUUUCGCUGGUAUCCAGUUCCCCAGCGAGAGAUGGACAGGAGGAAAGGAGACAGGACCUUGCCUGUAAGGACCCCUACUAUGGCUGGUGGCCUAUUUUCUGUUGACAGAAACUACUUUGAAGAGAUAGGAACUUACGAUGCAGGAAUGGAUAUCUGGGGUGGCGAGAAUCUUGAAAUGUCUUUUAGGAUUUGGCAGUGCGGCGGCUCCCUUGAGAUCGUCACCUGCUCACACGUUGGCCACGUUUUCCGAAAGGCAACGCCUUACACCUUCCCUGGUGGCACGGGGCACGUCAUCAACAAGAACAACAGGAGGCUGGCAGAGGUCUGGAUGGAUGAGUUUAAGGACUUCUUCUAUAUAAUAUCCCCAGGUGUCGUUAAGGUGGAUUAUGGCGAUGUAUCCGUCAGAAAAGCACUAAGAGAAAAUCUGAAGUGUAAACCCUUCUCGUGGUACUUGGAAAACAUCUAUCCCGACUCCCAGAUUCCGCGGCGCUAUUACUCGCUUGGUGAGAUCAGGAACGUUGAAACCAACCAGUGUUUAGACAACAUGGGCCGCAAGGAAAACGAAAAAGUGGGCAUUUUCAACUGCCACGGCAUGGGAGGAAAUCAGGUGUUUUCUUACACUGCUGACAAAGAGAUCCGCACAGACGACUUGUGCCUGGACGUCUCGAGGCUGAACGGCCCCGUCAUCAUGCUGAAGUGCCACCACAUGAGGGGGAACCAGCUCUGGGAGUACGAUGCCGAGAAGCUCACCCUGAGGCAUAUCAACAGCAACCAGUGUCUGGAUGAGCCGUCGGAGGAGGACAAGAUGGUUCCCACCAUGAGGGAGUGCGGUGACAGCCGUUCCCAGCAGUGGCUGCUGCGCAACAUGACCCUGGGUGCCUGA